CUCCCCCAGGAAGCUAUGCCCCAGACGGCCGUGGUCUUCUCCAGCAUCCUCGGGCCCAGCUGUAGUGGACAGGUGCAGCCCAGCAUGGGAGAGCGGGGCGGUGGGGCUGGCGGUGGCUCCGGGGAGCUCAUCUUCCAAGACGGACGCCUCAUCUCUGGGUCCCUGGAGGCCCUCAUGGAACACCUCGUGCCCACAGUGGACUACUAUCCUGAUAGGACCUACAUCUUCACGUUCCUGCUGAGCUCCCGGGUCUUCAUGCCGCCUCACGACCUGCUGGCCCGCGUCGGGCAGAUCUGCCUGGAGCAGAGGCAGAGGCUGGAGGCCGGGCCGGAGAAGGCCAAGCUCAAGUCCUUCUCGGCCAAGGUGGUGCAGCUGCUGAAGGAGUGGACGGAGGCCUUCCCCUACGACUUCCAGGAUGAGAAGGCCAUGGCCGAGUUGAAGGCCAUCACACACCGUGUCACCCAGUGUGACGAGGACAAUGGCACCGUAAAGAAGGCCAUUGCGCAAAUGACACAGAGCCUGCUGCUGUCCCUGGCUGCCCGGAGCCAACUCCAGGAGCUGCGGGAGAAGCUCCGGCCGCCAGCCACCGACAAAGCGCCCGUUCUCAAGGCCAAGCCACCUGCUGCCCAGAAGGACAUUCUGGGCGUGUGCUGUGACCCCCUGGUGCUGGCCCAGCAGCUGACCCACAUCGAGCUGGAACGGGUCAGCAGCAUCCACCCUGAGGACCUGAUGCAGAUCAUCAGCCACAUGGACUCCCGGGACAACCAUCGGUGCCGAGGGGACCUGACCAAGACCUACAGCCUGGAGGCCUAUGACAACUGGUUCAACUGCCUGAGCAUGCUGGUUGCCACCGAGGUGUGCCGGGUGGUAAAGAAGAAGCACCGUACCCGUAUGUUGGAGUUCUUUAUCGACGUGGCCCGCGAGUGCUUCAACAUCGGCAACUUCAACUCCAUGAUGGCCAUCAUCUCUGGCAUGAACCUCAGUCCAGUGGCACGGCUGAAGAAGACAUGGUCCAAAGUCAAGACGGCCAAGUUUGACGUCUUGGAGCACCACAUGGACCCGUCCAGCAACUUCUGCAAUUACCGCACUGCCCUGCAGGGGGCCACGCAGAGGUCCCAGACGGCCAACAGCAGCAGGGAGAAGAUUGUCAUCCCCGUGUUCAACCUCUUCGUCAAGGACAUCUACUUCCUGCAUAAGAUCCACACCAACCACCUGCCCAACGGCCACAUCAACUUCAAGAAGUUCUGGGAGAUCUCCAGGCAGAUCCACGAGUUCAUGACAUGGACACAGGUAGAGUGCCCCUUCGAGAAGGACAAGAAGAUUCAGAGUUACCUGCUCACGGCACCUGUCUACAGUGAGGAAGGUCUCUUCAUUGCCUCGUUUGAGAGUGAAGGCCCUGACAACCACAUGGAAAAGGACAGCUGGAAGACCCUCAGGACGACCCUGCUCAACCGGGCUUGAGGACACCAGCGGCUGCAGACGCGGGACCACCGGUCCGUGAACUACUGAGUUCUCCUCUGGGUGGCUGGGGGUUGAGAUGAGUGGCCUCACUGGUUGGGGUCCAUUUUGUACAUAACUUUUAUGGAGAAACCAAUGGUAAUUAUUUCACGCAUCAGCCUUUGGCACUGAAACAUUUUUUUUCUUCUUCUUCUUUUUGUUUGUUUUCUUUUAAACAACAGGGCAGGGCCCUGCUUGGGGGAAGGGCGGGGAAAGAGUAUCAUGGGAGAUGGUGUCCAUGAUAAGCUCUUAUUCUAAUGAGAUGUAGAUUUUUAUUUUCUACUUUUGAUGCUUCACAUCUUACGAAGAAAAAGAAAACAA
Molecule: messenger RNA, 1818 nt
Organism: Ochotona curzoniae (black-lipped pika)
Lineage: Eukaryota; Metazoa; Chordata; Mammalia; Lagomorpha; Ochotonidae
Gene: RASGEF1A
Product: RasGEF domain family member 1A
Exons: 12
Coding region: 16-1461 (481 amino acids)
Biological process (GO): positive regulation of GTPase activity; Ras protein signal transduction
Cellular component (GO): plasma membrane
Molecular function (GO): guanyl-nucleotide exchange factor activity
Source: RefSeq, a predicted model, not a curated record